This is a messenger RNA of Symbiodinium sp. CCMP2456, 1065 nucleotides long. The record is from the annotation of a GenBank genome assembly. Lineage: Eukaryota; Dinophyceae; Suessiales; Symbiodiniaceae.
AUGGGCGGUGGUCGCAGACGCCAGAACAAGUCAUGGCAGUCCCAGGAUCAAAGCUGGAACCAGCCUCAAGGCAAGUGGCAGUACUGGUCCGGAUCUUGGCCCUCUUCGCCGCGUUGGCAGCGGGGUGCUUCGAGUCGGGACACGGAGUUGCGCUACGACAGUGUCGAUGUCUCGUCCUCAGGAGUCGAACCGCAACCUGUCAGGACUAUGGAGCACAUGGAGGCUACGUUCGGGGAGGGUGGCACAGUCCUCGCCCAGGAGAUCCAAAAGUCCCUGAAUCAAGCGAGAAAGGCAGACAUCCGCGUGCGAAAAGUGCGGGAAAGCGUCGAGCUUCGCAAAAAGCAGUGGGCUGCUUAUGCGCGACAAAUGAAGAACUCCUUUCUCAAGCAGCGGCAGAGCCACGAAGCAGACCUCAAGAAAUUGGAGCAGGAGGAGGCCGAGGCUACUGCAGCCGGCCGCGACGCGGCAGAGCACAUGCAGGCCUUGGCUUUGUACGGGGUGGCCCCGGUUGCAGAGGAAGGCCAGCCACACGACACGGCUUGGGAGCAGCUGCUGACAGCUGCGGAGCCGGAGCAGCCGGCUUCGGAGUUUCUCUCCCGGGCUUUGGCCACAGCAAGACAGAUGCAGCUUGGCACAGGGCCAAGGGCCCCGGCACGUUGUGCCCCAGGGCUCGGUGGAGAGACAGUGACAAGCGCCGGGCCGGUGGAGCCUGGACAUCCCAGUGCUGGGGCAGACAUGGGGGUUCCGCCACGGAGUGCUCAGAUGACACAUGCUCCCCAGGCAAUUCGGGACCCCUACUUGUGGGGUCAAGCAGCGACCGGCAACUCCGGCUCCCCCGACUGGUGGUAUGACGUUGGAGGAGAAGCUUGUUCGUCGACGAGAAGUGGAGAUGUUGGCGUUUCAAGUGGGACUGUCUACGGGAACGACGGCCCCUCCGCAUAUGCCGGUGCCUUCGACACCACCGCCGAAUGCGCCUCCGCACCCAGCGCCGCCGGUGGCACAUGUCCUGUCGGACGACGACCAUUCCGACGACGAGGACAUGGACGUGUCCAGCUUGAUCAGAAA